AUGUCUGUUCGGCGCGCUCACGCUUCUUCAUUCGUGAAAAAGGCCACGCGCCCAGCACACCAAGUCAGGAACAAAUAUGGCUAAAACGAAUGACCCAUGCUACCGGUGCUGCCGUUGGUACCCCUACAAGUCCUGAGCUUGUCUGCCAAGGUUGCUUCACAGACCGGCGAGCUUGCAUGCCAAUGCAUGUCCAUUGGAUCGUCGUUGGCGGUCAUACCGUGUCGACUUGCCUCAGGGAGGUUAUUUAUGGCUGAACACUUUAAAGACCGGGCGGCAUCUCUACUCCAGGCUGUGAGACAUCUUCCAUAUCUGUCGUUGCAGCUUAUCUUUCCCUGAGCCAAUCGACCUCAUCGAGUGAGACUCGAACCUGGCCAAACAAGACACAAGACAAAAUCACCCUUGACCAAGAC
Molecule: messenger RNA, 410 nt
Organism: Dissoconium aciculare CBS 342.82
Lineage: Eukaryota; Fungi; Ascomycota; Dothideomycetes; Mycosphaerellales; Dissoconiaceae
Exons: 1
Coding region: 97-336 (79 amino acids)
Source: RefSeq, a predicted model, not a curated record